Molecule: messenger RNA, 2553 nt
Organism: Caenorhabditis elegans
Lineage: Eukaryota; Metazoa; Nematoda; Chromadorea; Rhabditida; Rhabditidae
Gene: tiar-2
Product: RRM domain-containing protein
Exons: 7
Coding region: 57-1361 (434 amino acids)
Molecular function (GO): mRNA binding; RNA binding; nucleic acid binding
Source: RefSeq, marked reviewed
GUUUUUACCGGAUUUUUAUCGAGUUUUUCGCGUUUUUCAGCAAAGUUUUGUAAAAAAUGGCCACUUCGUUCUACACGGGAGGUGGCGAAGACGGAGACGGCUUCAAUCCCCGUGUGCACGCGAGAAUCGCCGAACGAGAGGGUUUUCAGCUGGCUUCUGGCUCCGAGGACCCGAGAACUUUAUUCGUUGCAAAUCUGGAUCCGGCGAUAACCGACGAGUUUCUCGCGACGCUUUUCAAUCAAAUUGGCGCCGUUAUGAAGGCAAAAAUUAUUUUUGAAGGACUCAACGAUCCGUACGCUUUCGUGGAGUUUUCCGAUCAUAAUCAGGCUACGCUGGCUUUACAGAGCCACAACGGGCGGGAGCUGCUGGAAAAAGAAAUGCACGUAACGUGGGCAUUCGAGCCCCGCGAGCCGGGCGAAAACCGCUCAAAACCCGAAACUUCUCGACAUUUUCACGUUUUCGUCGGCGAUUUGUGCUCCGAAAUUGAUUCGACAAAGCUCCGUGAAGCUUUUGUUAAGUUCGGAGAAGUUUCUGAGGCGAAAAUUAUUCGCGAUAACAAUACGAACAAGGGAAAAGGCUACGGAUUCGUAUCAUACCCCCGUCGAGAAGAUGCCGAAAGAGCUAUAGAUGAGAUGAAUGGAGCAUGGCUUGGCCGACGGACUAUUCGAACAAACUGGGCCACCCGGAAGCCUGAUGAAGAUGGUGAACGUGGUGGUGAUCGUGGUGAUAGAAGAGGUGGAGGUGGCGGUGGAAGAGAUCGUUAUCAUAAUCAAUCGGAAAAGACUUAUGAUGAGAUUUUUAAUCAAGCUGCUGCUGAUAAUACAUCGGUUUAUGUCGGAAAUAUUGCCAAUCUUGGGGAAGACGAAAUUCGCCGAGCUUUUGACCGUUUCGGACCAAUCAACGAAGUACGAACAUUCAAAAUUCAGGGAUACGCAUUUGUGAAAUUUGAGACUAAAGAAUCAGCGGCACGGGCGAUUGUACAGAUGAAUAAUGCAGAUAUUGGAGGACAAAUUGUUCGAUGCAGUUGGGGAAAAAGUGGAGAUUCUGGAAAGCCAUCCGAGCGAGGAUCCGGCGGUGGUGGCGGCAGUGGCAACUACGGUUACGGUUACGGUAACAGCGGUGGCGGCGGCGGCAGCGGAGGACCCGGAAAUUCGCAAUUUUCGAAUUUUAAUCAACGACCCCCACCAUCUGGAAAUGGUGGUUCUGGAGGCGGAAGUGGAGGCCAAAAUAAUCAAUAUUGGCAGUACUAUUCGCAAUACUACAAUAAUCCACAUUUGAUGCAACAAUGGAAUAAUUAUUGGCAAAAGGAUGGACCACCACCACCACCAGCUGCAGCAGCUUCAUCUACUGGAGGAAAUUGAGAGCACAUUUUGUGAAAAAAUUAUUUUUUUUUUGCUGUUUUUGGAAAUUUGGAAAUUUCCAAUUUUCUUAAUUUUUUUGUUGCUGUUUUUGGAAAUUUUGUGAAUUUUUUUUCUGAAAAAUUGGAGAAAAUUGAGCUCAUUUUAUGGAAAAAAUUCUUUAAAAAAUCAAUUUUCUGAGAUAAUUCGUUUCUUAUUUUGUUAAUUAAUUAAAUUUCAGCAAGAUCUUUUUCCAAAAAAAAAAAAACUUGUAAAAUUCCAGUUUUUCUAGAAAUUUGGAGGGAACUGAGCACAUUUUGUGGAAAAAUAAUUCUUUAAAAAAUCAAAUUUCUUUAUUUUUACUGUUUUUGGAAGUUUUGAAAAAAAAAUUCCAAAAAAACAUGGUAACAUUCCAGUUUUUCUGGAAAAAAAUUGGACAAAAUUUAGCUGAUUUUUUUUUUGAAUUUUUCAAAUAGUUAUUUAAUACAAAAAUAAUCAUUUUCCUGUUUUUCCAGCAAAAAUUGAGCACAUUUUGUGGAAAAAAAUUCAAUAAAACUUUAAAAAUCAUUUUUUGAGUAACAUUGAAAUUUCCUAUUUUCUUGAUUUUUUCCUGUUUUGGAAAUUCUGAGCAUUUUUUUCCCAAAAAAAACUGGUAAAAUUCCUGUUUUUCUGAAAAAAAAUGCAGAAAAUUGAGCGGAUUUUUGGAAUUUUUUAAAUAGUUAUUUAAUACAAAAAUAAUUAUUUUCCUGUAUUUUUUUAAGAAAACAAAAUUUAAUUUUUCUUAAUUCAACAAUUUUUUUUUUUCAAUUUUUUGAAUUUUUCGGAAAUUUAAAAUUUUUUCCAAACAUCUUUUGCUUCAGUUUAACUAAAUAUAUUGCUGAGUUCUGUGAAUUUGCAAUUUAUGUUUUGAAAAUUCCGGAAUUUUUUUGUUUUGUAUUUGUCCUCUCCCCAAGAAAAUUGCAUUUUUUAACGAAUUAGAAAUCCAUUUUUAAUUAUUUUUCACCCAAUUUCCCCGUUUUUUUUGUAUAUUUUCAUCUGCCUUAAUUUAUUGAUUUUUUUUUCUUCCCCACCCCCCUGAAUUCCACGCGUUUCUAUUUUUUUUUUGCAACAGAAAAAUUGUCUAAUAUAAAAAUGUCCUAUGUUAUUUACUUCCUGUCAUUUUUUUAUUGUAAAAGUUAUUAUUUAUGAAAUAAAUAAAUGUUCAUGGAGCCGGAAA